Molecule: messenger RNA, 948 nt
Organism: Prunus avium (sweet cherry)
Lineage: Eukaryota; Viridiplantae; Streptophyta; Magnoliopsida; Rosales; Rosaceae
Source: RefSeq, a predicted model, not a curated record
UUAUGAGAUAUUAUGGAGGAAGGCAAAUAUCUGAGGAAGAUUUAGAGAGUGCUUUACUGGUUGGCAUGAGUCCUCACGAGAGAAGACGAUUUGAAAAGAAGAAAGGGCUUUCUUUCUGGAAGUCUAGAGGGCGUGUUCUUUCAGAUGCAGAGCAGGAGAAAAAUACUGUUACCGUGUCUGCAUGUGCCAGUGUUAAAGCGUCAGAAGUUGACACUCUACAUGAAUCAUGUACCAGUACAGCAGAAGCAUUUACUGGAAAAGAUGAUAGAGACGUUAUCAUAGUGAAGGAUGCUGCUGAUUUAGGCAACUUCUCUUUAAAUUCAUAUUUGGGGUCUGAUGACAAAGCUUCUGACGUUGUUCAGAACAUGGACUCAGAUAUAAGUGGAGUCUCUGAUAUGCAGUUUGUAUCUGUUGUAAAUGCUGAUGGUGAUUGUGAGAGUAGUGCUCAAAAUGGAUCAGUUGACGUCUACUAUGCCAGAGAUGAUGCAAUUUCCCAACCUAAACAUAGAUCAAAAAUGUCUCUUCUAGGACAUGGUCCACAUGGUAAGCAAGUUGUGGAGCAUCUGCUAAAGGAAUAUGGCGAGGAUGGUAUACGUCAGUUUUGUCAAAGGUGGAGACAAGUAUUUGUUGAAGCUGUUCAUCCUCGUUUCUUACCUUCCGGCUGGGAUAUUACGCACAGGGGCUGAUAACGAGCACUGUUUUUUCCAGUGGUAGGAGGGACUUUGGCGAAUUUAGUGUUUACAAUCCUACCAAGAAGGCUUCUGCUGCUUCCGAGGGUUUAUGAAUCAACAAUGCAGUUGCAGACGACAUGUGAUUCUAUUUCAUCUCAUAUGCUAUAGAGAAUUUGUUUGCAGUUCCCUCAGUCCUCGUGUCCCUAUUCCAAAUGCUCCCUUGUAUCUUUUCUAUUUUAAGUUUUAUUUAGAAUACAGAUUUCUCCUCGUUUUGAAA